AUGUUAUCACCAAAUAUGUUUAUUCUCAUCGGUAGUGCUGGCGUGGUGUUAGCUACCUUGAGUGCUCUCUACGUUAUCUAUAAAGCUCUUGAAAAUUUCUCUCCGGUAAUGCACAUUACAUGUUUUAUUGGUACCCUGAUUAUUGAUACUCUUUGCAUUCUCGACCUCCUGCUAGAACUAGGAAUUUUAGAAUUUAGUGAAAAAUAUGCUACAAUCUAUUUUCUGUUCACCUCCUUAACAGCGGUUCUCUCUUGUUAUGUCCUUUUACAUGUUGGCACUAAUUUCUAUCAAGAAUAUAAUUUUAUCAAGACUUUUCUGAUAUUUGCUCCAAUCGCAGUUACUGUUGGUGUUUUUGGAGUUUCUGUUUAUACUACCAUAAUAUUCGUUAUGAAUUAUAAUCCUGAUAUGCCUAGUAUGUCCACUGAUAUAGAUUUAUCUCUUGAAAAACUCACUCUACUUCUGAAUCUCUUGGCUGCUGCGUUAACUCUUGUUUAUGUAAUUUGUCCAUUAUUCACCAUUCGUCGUCAAACAAAACUUCGUCCAGAACAAACUGCCAUAUCAAUAAUACAUUUAUUGACUGUCUUAAUAUUCUUUGUGGCUCAUUUCGCUGUCUAUUGCACGAUAAUUCUCGGUAAUCCAUUCGUCGAUAUGGGUUUUCAAUCAAUUCACAAUAUUAUUUUAUUAUUAAUCUUUCCUGGAUGUUUAAUAACACCACCUAGAAAAUUAGUAAAAAUUGUAAAACGAAGAAUGUUGGGGGUAGAAGAAUUGUUAAUUGGUGGUGAAUUUAGGCCAGAUAUGAUGAGGGAUGGUUUUGAUCAAACAAAGGGGCCCUUAAUCGAACAUAUAUUACCAGCACAUCUUUCAAAUUCACCUAAUUCACAAAUAAAAAAUAUGAGGAUACCACAAGAAUAUCGUGUGAUGAAUUCUGCUUCUCCAAAGCUUAUUGAUAUUCAAAUAGGUUCAACUAACGGAUAUUAA
Messenger RNA from Dentiscutata erythropus, 978 nucleotides. NCBI's taxonomy places the organism in Eukaryota, Fungi, Glomeromycota, Glomeromycetes, Diversisporales, Gigasporaceae. The record is from the annotation of a GenBank genome assembly.